UCUUCCUCCUCCUCUCUCUUCCGUCGUGCGUCAUAACCAGCCUUCCCAUACCAUCGCUACAUCCCCGCCCCUCUCUCUCCCUUCCUCUAGGGUUUUCGAUCGCCAACUCGCUAUGAGUUCUGCAGCAUCCACGAAGGGCGGCAGGGGCAAGCCCAAGUCAGCCAAGUCGGUUUCCAGAUCGCAGAAGGCCGGUCUUCAGUUCCCCGUCGGCCGAAUUGCCCGAUUCCUUAAGGCCGGGAAGUACGCCGAUCGUGUUGGCGCCGGUGCCCCUGUUUACCUCUCCGCCGUUCUUGAAUAUCUCGCUGCCGAGGUUCUUGAACUUGCGGGGAAUGCUGCAAGGGAUAACAAGAAGAAUCGGAUUGUUCCAAGGCAUAUACAGCUUGCCGUGAGGAACGACGAGGAGUUGAGUAAGCUUCUGGGGACGGUCACUAUUGCCAAUGGUGGUGUUUUACCGAACAUUCACCAGAAUCUGUUGCCUAAGAAGAUUGGCAAAGGGAAAGAUAUUGGAUCUGCGUCGCAAGAGUUCUAGGGCUUUUCCUGUGCCUGAAUGGUUCUCUACUGUGAAGUUUUUAAGGUGCCCGAUGGAUAGGCCCGGUUUUGUAUUGGUUGGUUUAUGGUGCCUUUUAUCUAUGUAAAUCCCAAUUUGGGUAUUAUCUCUCAUUAUAGAAGCAUAAUAUAAACUGUCUGGUUAUGGUUUGGUUCAGAUUAUAAAUAAAUUAUAUAACAUAUUCCUUCAGUUUAUUGAAA
Molecule: messenger RNA, 747 nt
Organism: Diospyros lotus (date-plum)
Lineage: Eukaryota; Viridiplantae; Streptophyta; Magnoliopsida; Ericales; Ebenaceae
Product: histone H2AX-like
Exons: 2
Coding region: 113-529 (138 amino acids)
Cellular component (GO): nucleosome
Molecular function (GO): DNA binding; protein heterodimerization activity; structural constituent of chromatin
Source: RefSeq, a predicted model, not a curated record